CGCUGAUCGAUCAACAAAACUUUCUUCGCGAAUAUCGAAUCAGCGCUUGCUUCUUUCUGUUUUUGAUCUUUGAGCUUGAGUGAUAUCUUGCUCAUGUGAUUUUAGAUUUGUUAGAUUGUUCACCUGCUCACUGCAUGAUUGAGGUCUUUCAGCUUUGAUUAUGAUAAUGCUGGUCGUGGAUGUUACUUCAUCCACUGGCUCUAGAUGUGUGUAGACUUGAACAUUUUUGAACAUUUUGUUAGUAUAAUUUCCAUUCAUUGACUUCUACAACUUGCUUAGGCCAGUUAUGGAUAUCUCCGCCAGCCAACCCAUUGGUUCUGUCAAAAUGGGCUCGAAAGCUAAUAAGCCCCCUGUCCCUGUACAGUCAACAGGACCAGCUAGACGCAAUAUGAACCGAGUGGAAAAGCCCAGUGAAGAGCAAGAAGAAAUCAGCAAAAUGGCGGCACAAGGUGUAGCAGAAACGUUGAGCCGUGAAGUGUUUUCAUCGUACAGCAACAGCCUCCCAGCUAUACCCCAUGCCUGCCCUCACCCCGGGAAGAUUGUGGAGGCAGCUUCGCUUGCUGCACAGCCACUGCCGCCUGCUACUUAUCCACUAUGCGACUCUUUGCCAGAGGAGCUAAUCAAGUCCGGUCGCCUCAGUGCUUUGCAGCUGGAAGGCAUUUUGUACGCUUGCCAACGCCAUCAAGUGCUGCUUCCAAGUGGGCACCGGGCAGGUUUCUUCAUCGGUGAUGGUGCUGGUGUGGGUAAAGGUAGACAGAUUGCAGGCAUUAUUCUUGACAACUACAUAAGAAAUCGCCGCCGUCAUAUCUGGUUCAGUAUAUCAGGUGAUCUGUGCCUGGAUGCCCAGCGUGAUGUAACCGACUUGGGAUGCUACUUGAAAGUAAUCAGUGGCUGCCAGCAACUGGAUAAGGAGACAAGAGCGUUUGGUCUGCCAUCGGACUUCAAGGAAGGCAUCGUCUUCAGUACAUAUGCCACGCUGGUAUCGUCAGUCGCUAAAGGCAGUUCAGCACUUAACUCUAAGCAGCAGACUCGUCUUGAGCAGCUCAUUUCCUGGUGUGGUGGCAAGGACUUUGAGGGCUGUCUGAUUUUCGACGAGUGCCACAAGGCAAAGUACUACACGCCGGACAACGAGAAAGCAAGCACUAAAGUCGCUGUUGCUGUUGCUUCUAUCCAGAGGCUUCUUCCGCGAGCUCGUGUGGUGUACUGCAGUGCUACUGGUAUCACCGAUGUUAAAGAUAUGGCAUUCAUGGAGCGUCUCGGUCUCUGGGGUCUGGGAACACCGUUCAAAGCAUUUGAUGUGUUCCUGGACACGAUACAGAAGCGAGGUCUUGGAGCGGCUGAGAUGGUUGCCAUGGAAAUGAAGAACACCGGCAUCUAUGUAUCUCGUGGCCUGAGCUUCUGCGACGCUGAGUUUGAGAAUCUGGAGCGAGAUCUCAACAAAGAGCAGCGUGCUAUCUAUGACCAGUCAGCUCAUGUAUGGAAUGAAUUGAGGAGUGCUAUUGGUUUUGCCUUCUCUCGGACCAAGACGCCAGUGAAACGCAUGUGGUCUCUGUUCUGGUCCGCACAUCAGCGGUUCUUCAAGCAACUAUGCCUUAGCAUGAAGGUCCCGUCCAUUGUGAAGGAAGCCAAGAAAGCAUUGCAAGAUGGCUAUGCUAUUGUCAUUGGGCUUCAAACAACGGGUGAAGCCAGUUUGACAGCUGAAUUGGGUAGACCGACUACCGAGGGCGUUAUCCUCGAAGAUUUCAUUUCACUCACCAAGGAGAUGUUGACUCGGUUCAUUGUCAACAAUUUCCCAACGCAGAUUCAGACCGAAAGUGGUCCGGCCGAUGAUGACCCAUGGAGCGCUGAGUCCAAAGCCAUGUUACUCAAGCAUGUCAAGGGAAUGUCGCUGCCCCAGAGUCCUCUGGACGAUCUCAUCGACCAGCUCGGCGGGCCCAGUGCGGUGGCGGAGAUGACUGGGCGGCGUGCACGUGUGGUGCGCUGUGUGUCCAGGAAAGGGCAGAGCGAGAUACGCUAUGAAUCUCGCGAGACUCUAACCGGUGUCGGCUUGACGUCAGCUUCCAGUGCAGUAGACAGUCUCAAUAUCAGAGAGCGAAAGGCUUUCAUGGAUGGUGACAAGAAGGUUGCAAUCAUUUCUGAUGCCGCCAGCACGGGAAUUUCACUUCAUGCUGAUAUGGCAGUGGCCAAUCAACAUAGACGUGUUCACCUGACGUUUGAGCUGGCAUGGAGUGCUGACAAGGCUGUUCAGCAGCUUGGCCGGUCACAUCGUUCCAAUCAAAGCAGUGCACCCAUCUAUCGCCUUCUCACCACAAAUCUCGGUGGGGAGCGCAGGUUUGCUGCAGCAGUUGCCAAGCGACUUCAGAGUUUAGGUGCUCUGACGAAGGGUGACAGGCGAGCAGCAUCUGGUAGUGACUUGACUGAGUUCAAUCUUGACACGGCAUACGGUCGAUCCGCUUUGAGGCAAAUGUACAAUGCGAUAUGCCGGGGCGAAAUCUGUACUGGUGUUUCCUUCUCAGAGCUUGAUACUGACGGAGAUUCCGAGGACAGUGCGUCAUUUGCUGCUUGGAACAAAUCCAUGCAGGGCUGCCUGGAGUCGAUGGGCUUAGUCCAGAACAUUGCUACUGGUGGCGUUGUCCGUGACAAGGAGAACACCGAUGUAUCCCGCUUCCUCAACCGUAUCCUUGGCUUGAAAGUGCAGGAACAGAACCAGAUCUUUUCGUACUUUACUGCCUGUCUUGGUAAGGCAAUUGAAGCAGCAAAGAAGGAUGGAACGUAUUCAGAGGGUGUGACUGAUAUCCAGGCUAGUUCAAUUCAGUUGGCCUGUCAGCCUCGCCAUGUCUUCACUGAGGUGCAACGGCCAGUUACUGCCAUUACUACACUGACAGUUGUGAAUGUCGACCGUGGCAUAUCCUGGGAAGAUGCUCUGAAGCGUUAUGAACGUAAGCAAGGUGACCAUGAUGGCUUCUAUGUGUCGAAACGUGAACAGAAAGGCAAACAUCUGUACUUGCUCGCCAUGCAGAAAGAAAGGUCACCACAUCUCAUGUUUGUGACACGACCGAACACAGGCACUUCUCAGUUUGAAGAGGAAAGAGUAGACAUUCUGCAGCGCUACAUACGUGCUUCUCCAGACAAAGUUGAGUCUGGCUGGAGAAAGCAAUAUGAGCACACACUAGAUCGCUGCAUCCACUCUGACUGCAAGCUCGGAUCCUCUUGCAAAGUGGGUUGUCGUAUGUCGCGAGUUGGACUUCUGUCAGGUGGGAUCAUAUCACUAUGGUCAGCGUUGGAAACUACCAUGAAUCGAUACAUUGGAAAGCUGGAAUUGAGUAAAGGAGAGAAAUCCUUGAGAGUAGUGCGUGUACAGCUGGAUGAUGGCCAGCGUUUGAUUGGACUGCGCUACCCAGAGGACUUGAUUCCUAUGGUGGUGGACUACUUUCUCAGGGACACUGUACAGAAUCGAUUUACUGGUGCGCAGGCAGCCACCCAAGCAGCCGCAGCGCCGUCACAAACACAAGUCAUUUCUGAUGAUGUCUCGUUGUCACAGUUAUCUGCUACCCAGCUGCUGGCCUCACAGCCACCUGUGACAGUGCAGAGUGCUAGCCAAGCAGCCAAUGCAUCCGGAAAAGACUCAGCUGCUGCUACAUCAUCAGGCGCUCCACAAGCACACAUUGAGCCAUGCGGUGCGGUGUCUCAGUUUUGCCUGCAAAGGGCUAUGAAUCCACCCCCGUCCAUUCGCUCCUUUUUCAAACCCAAGACGGUGGCAAAGUGCACUCAAGCCACAUCCACAGUUGACCCAGUGCCUCAAGAUGCUGGUGUGCAAGUUGCGGUCAAAGUCGAUGGUGAGGGAUGCAGCUCUGCAAGUGCAUCGGCACCAGAGUGUUCCAGAACUGCUUGCAGAUCAGUUGUAAAUCGUGCUGCAAUAGCGGCGGACUGCAACAAGGAUACUGAUGAUUGUGUUAUUACCAUGUCCAGCCCUAGGCAGCAAGUCGUGUCUCCAGCUGUUCUUAUCACCGCACAUAAAACCAAACACUCCGGUGCAUCAGCGGCAGCUCCACCAAAGCGGCACAAACAGUCUUCGUUGAGCUCUGCUUUUGGCAGAGCACCAUCGCUCAGCAAGAAGAAGCGAGAGGUGGCAUCUAACACCGCAAGCAGUGAUGGCAACAGUGGUGGUGGCGGCGGUGGGGGUGGUAGUGGCAGCGGAGGAGAAGAAGCCCGUGGGUCUAGCAGCACCAGUGUGAUGGAUGGCGGUGGUACUUGUCCGGUUUGUCAGCGCACAUUUCCACCUCAGUAUAACAACACUGCUCUGAAUGUGCACAUUGACAAGUGCUUGAAGUUACAAACAUGACAGCGCCACUACUAAUACUUCAGUGCUCGCUCCAGUGCCUACUCCACCCAUUGCUCUUCUCUGCAGCAUGUCUGACGAUGUCAUGGCUGGCAUCGUGUGUGUAUACAGGUGUGCGUGUGUGUGCGUGUGUGUGUGUGUUUUUUUUAAUUAAUUUUAACUUUUUUGCUAGCGCCACCGUGCAUGUGUGUGCGAAUGUGUGGGCGUGUGUGUUCUUAAUAGAGACCUGCAUCCUGUGCUGUAAUGCUUUCAGCAGGAAUGCAGAACAGAUUUUUUUAUUUUUUUAUUUUUACAUAUUUUCGUUUUUACUUUUAGAGCACGGCAACGUUGAUGUCUCUUGUGGCAGUGGCUGCAGUCCCGUGGCAUUACUGCUCAUAUCAAAACACAUAAAUAUCAUGAGACCACACUGGCUUAUAGAAACUGUGAGCAAGUCAAAGCUGGCCUUUGCUUGCUCAUUUCAUCCACCAUCGUGAUCUGAUCAUCCGCUUUCCAAUACUGUACCUGCCUCAUCUUCUACAGAGACAGUUGUAAAAGACUCAGCGCACCAUGGUUCUAUGCCGCACUGUUUGUUGGCUGGCCUGCUUUCCAUGUCACACGUGUGUUUGCUGUGUGCUUGUUUUCAGCCUAUUUAAAGUACAUCCUAUUCACUUUCACGCCUUUCUCUCCUUCGAGAAUCCAGUAGUUUGCAUUGACCGAUU
Messenger RNA from Sycon ciliatum, 5037 nucleotides. RefSeq lists its product as uncharacterized. The record is from RefSeq and is a predicted model, not a curated record. Gene Ontology annotation, cellular component: nucleus. Bases 287 to 4342 code for a protein of 1351 amino acids. NCBI's taxonomy places the organism in Eukaryota, Metazoa, Porifera, Calcarea, Leucosolenida, Sycettidae. Gene Ontology annotation, molecular function: histone binding; chromatin DNA binding. Gene Ontology annotation, biological process: regulation of DNA-templated transcription. The transcript is spliced from 31 exons.